Mya arenaria is the source of this 2655-nucleotide messenger RNA. RefSeq lists its product as uncharacterized. The record is from RefSeq and is a predicted model, not a curated record. Bases 1 to 2655 code for a protein of 884 amino acids. Lineage: Eukaryota; Metazoa; Mollusca; Bivalvia; Myida; Myidae. The transcript has 5 exons.
AUGGAGUGUGAACUAGGUGACGCCCUCCAAUUGUAUCCCGCGGCCCGGGGGACUCCAUGCGGCCAGGCUGCAGAACAAAAGUGGUGUAUUGAUGGGAAAUGUCGGCUGAAAUCGGAAACAACGAAUGUCUACGAAAUUCCUGGAGGAAGCGAAUGUGGUGAUUCGGGUGGCACCAACACGGGCGGGGAUUCAAGUGGCACCAACACGGGCGGGGAUUCAGGUGGCACAAACACGGGAGGGGAUCCAGAGUGUGUAGACAAAGGUGACGCCGGCGAAACGUGUAAGGAGAUAUCGAACUACUAUUGGACGAUCGAUGACAUGUGUCAGGACACAUACUAUGGACAGGAUAACUGCUGUUUGUUUUGCAAAAAUAGCAAAACGGAUGGAAACGGAGAUUCGGAUGGCACCAACAAUGGUGGAGAUUUGGAUGGCACCAACACGGGCGGGGAUUCAGGUGGCACAAACACGGGCGGGGAUUCAGGUGGCACAAACACGGGUGGGGAUUCAGGUGGCACAAACACGGGCGGGGAUUCAGGUGGCACAAACACGGGUGGGGAUUCAGGUGGCACAAACACGGGCGGGGAUUCAGGUGGCACAAACACGGGUGGGGAUUCAGGUGGCACAAACAAGGGCGGGGAUUCAGGUGGCACAAACACGGGCGGGGAUUCAGGUGGCACAAACACGGGCGGGGAUUCAGGUGGCACAAACACGGGUGGGGAUUCAGGUGGCACAAACACGGGCGGGGAUUCAGGUGGCACAAACACGGGCGGGGAUUCAGGUGGCACAAACACGGGCGGGGAUUCAGGUGGCACAAACAAGGGCGGGGAUUCAGGUGGCACAAACACGGGCGGGGAUUCAGGUGGCACAAACAAGGGCGGGGAUUCAGGUGGCACAAACACGGGCGGGGAUUCAGGUGGCACAAACAAGGGCGGGGAUUCAGGUGGCACAAACAAGGGCGGGGAUUCAGGUGGCACAAACACGGGCGGGGAUUCAGGUGGCACAAACACGGGCGGGGAUUCAGGUGGCACAAACACGGAUGGGGAUUCAGGUGGUACAAACACGGGCGGGGAUUCAGGUGGCACAAACACGGGUGGGGAUUCAGGUGGCACCAACACGGGCGGGGAUUCAGGUGGCACAAACACGGGUGGGGAUUCAGGUGGCACCAACACGGGCGGGGAUUCAGGUGGCACAAACACGGGCGGGGAUUCAGGUGGCACAAACACGGGCGGGGAUUCAGGUGGCACCAACACGGGCGGGGAUUCAGGUGGCACAAACACGGACGGGGAUUCAGGUGGCACAAACACGGGCGGGGAUUCAGGUGGCACAAACAAGGGCGGGGAUUCAGGUGGCACAAACACGGGCGGGGAUUCAGGUGGCACAAACACGGAUGGGGAUUCAGGUGGCACAAACACGGGCGGGGAUUCAGGUGGCACAAACAAGGGCGGGGAUUCAGGUGGCACAAACACGGGCGGGGAUUCAGGUGGCACAAACAAGGGCGGGGAUUCAGGUGGAACAAACACGGGCGGGGAUUCAGGUGGCACAAACACGGGCGGGGAUUCAGGUGGCACAAACACGGGUGGCACAAACACGGGUGGGGAUUCAGGUGGCACAAACAAGGGCGGGGAUUCAGGUGGCACAAACAAGGGCGGGGAUUCAGGUGGCACAAACACGGGCGGGGAUUCAGGUGGCACAAACACGGGCGGGGAUUCAGGUGGCACAAACACGGGUGGGGAUUCAGGUGGCACAAACAAGGGCGGGGAUUCAGGUGGCACAAACACGGGCGGGGAUUCAGGUGGCACAAACACGGGAAGGGAUUCAGGUGGCACAAACAAGGGCGGGGAUUCAGGUGGCACAAACACGGGUGGGGAUUCAGGUGGCACAAACACGGGUGGGGAUUCAGGUGGCACAAACAAGGGCGGGGAUUCAGGUGGCACAAACAAGGGCGGGGAUUCAGGUGGCACAAACAAGGGCGGGGAUUCAGGUGGCACAAACAAGGGCGGGGAUUCAGGUGGCACAAACACGGGAAGGGAUUCAGAGUGUGUAGACAAAGGUGACGAAGGCGAAACGUGUAAUGAGAUAUCGAACUACUAUUGGACGAUCGAUGACAUGUGUCAGGACACAUACUAUGGACAGGACAAGUGCUGUCUUUUUUGUAAAAAUAGAAGAGUGCGUUUGCGUGCGGUUGAAGACGGCACGCCCUCACCUGCAGAACCUCGCGAGGUCGAUCAUUUGAAUGAUCCUGACUACUGCAUCAUCGCCACUGGGAUACCAAAGCAGGACGACGAGGACCUGUUUGAAAAGGCCAAUAGUCUGAUACGCGCACUUGGGGAAAACGUUUAUUCCCGCGUUACGGUGACGGGAACCAUUCGAUUGCCCAGCAAGCUACGAGGAAAACCAGGACCACUGAAAAUCAGCUUUGGCUCGACACCAGAAAAGGUUCUCGUUCUUAGACACAAAAUGAAGCUAAAAGACAUGGAGAAUUAUCAGGAUGUGUUCAUUAAAAGCAGCAAAUCUCACGCAGAAAGGCUCAUAGAGCUCAACGCCAGGACCAUCCUUCGUCAGCUUCCACAGGGAGCUGGUUAUCGUGUUGAUGCCAACGGCCGCAUCCGCCCGCGCCCCGAGCAGCAGCCCGCCGCCGCACGUGACAGUGUAUAG